AUGAAGGCUGUCAUUGCCACAGUCCUAGCCGCAGCCACUCUGGUUCGUGCCCAGGUUGCGACUACCUCAGAGCCUUCAGUCUCCGAUAUCAACAAGGCGGCUGCCACCACUCUGCCCGAGUCUCCCACCUCCAACGUCCAGGGUGUCGCCUUCAGCCGCUUCUACCAGGUCUGGCUGGAAAACAUUGACUACGAGGAUGCGGCCGCGGACUCCAACAUGCAGUGGCUGGCGAGCCAGGGUAUCCUGCUGACCAAUUUCUACGCGCUUACCCACCCGUCAGAGCCCAACUACUGUGCGGCUGCUGGUGGUGACACCUUUGGCAUGGACAAUGAUAACUUCAACCAGAUCCCUGCCAAUGUCUCCACAGUGGCCGAUCUGCUCGACACCAAGGGAAUCUCGUGGAGCGAGUACCAGGAGCACAGUCCCUACCCGGGCUUCCAGGGCUUCAACUACUCCAAUCAGAAGACCUUCGCCAACGACUACGUGCGCAAGCACAAUCCCCUGGUUCUCUACGACUCCGUUGUUCAGAACGAAACCCGUGCCCGCCAGAUCAAGAACUUCACUGAAUUCGAGCAUGAUCUCUCUGACAAGAAACUUCCGCAGUGGGCUUUCAUCACUCCGAACAUGACCAAUGAUGCUCACGACACCAACAUCACCUUUGCUGCCAAGUGGGAGCGCAGCUGGAUGUCUUCGCUGCUGAAGAACGACUACUUCAUGAACGACAGUCUCAUUCUCUUGACCUUUGAUGAGGACAAAACUUAUAGCAAGACGAACCGUAUCUUCAGUGUGCUCGUUGGUGGUGCCAUUCCUGAUAACCUUAAGGGUACCAAGGACGACACCUUCUACACCCAUUAUUCGUCAAUUGCCUCUGUCAGCGCAAACUGGGGCCUGCCUUCUCUCGGCCGUUGGGACUGUGGUGCCAACAUAUUCGAGAUCGUUUCUAACAAGACUGGCUACGCCAAUUACGACGUGAACAUCACUAACCUGCGUCUGAACGAGACCUACCCCGGCCCCGAGUCGGCCGGCGAGCUCUCCAAGUACUCCCCUACCUGGCCCGUCCCCCUGACCGACGGCAAGUGCUCGGCAGGUAACGGUAUCCUGGAUAUCGUCAAGAAGACCUACUCCGGCAAGACCGCCACCUACAACUACACCAGCCCCUACCCCUGGGACGCCAAGGCCGACUACAACACCAAGGUCACUAUCACUCGCAAGUUGAACUCGACCCGCACCUCCUCGUCGGCUGCCGGCACCUCGACUACCGGCGCUGCUGCGGCUGUUAAUGUCUCCGGUUUCACCGUUGUGACCGGUGCUCUGGUGGCUCUCUUCGCUUCUCUGCUCUAA
Messenger RNA from Penicillium canariense, 1341 nucleotides. RefSeq names its product acid phosphatase PHOa. The transcript is spliced from 4 exons. Gene Ontology annotation, molecular function: hydrolase activity, acting on ester bonds. The record is from RefSeq and is a predicted model, not a curated record. NCBI's taxonomy places the organism in Eukaryota, Fungi, Ascomycota, Eurotiomycetes, Eurotiales, Aspergillaceae. The coding region runs from base 1 to 1341 and encodes 446 amino acids. Gene Ontology annotation, biological process: phospholipid catabolic process.